This is a messenger RNA of Hemicordylus capensis (graceful crag lizard), 2048 nucleotides long. It is a transcript of the gene FAM78A, whose product is annotated as family with sequence similarity 78 member A. NCBI's taxonomy places the organism in Eukaryota, Metazoa, Chordata, Lepidosauria, Squamata, Cordylidae. Bases 838 to 1755 code for a protein of 305 amino acids. The transcript has 3 exons. The record is from RefSeq and is a predicted model, not a curated record.
UGGGUCACUGAAAGCGCGAUUGAUGCGCAACGGGGCGCCCUGCCAGCGAGCCUGGCGGCCGGGGCUCGCCUCUCUCCCAUCCAUCCAGCUGCGGGAAGCGGCCGCCGAGGGUGGAGCAGCCUCUGCCGGCAUCGACGGAGGACUGGAGGCAAAACUUUGCGGGGGGGGGGGAUCCGUCCAAGCCCUCGUCUGCGGGCACAGAGGGCGCGCUUGGCCGCGGCGGAGAGGGGCCCUUCGGCGGGGCGGGGGGCGCGCUCCUCCUCGCCCUCCCCGGGACGCGUUAGGAGCCCGCCCGGCCUCGCUGCCGCUCGCGCCGUCGAGCCACCGGCGGGCUGCUUUCGGAGAGCCCGCCCCACGUGCGGAGAAGCACUCGACUUCGGCGGGGCUCGGGGAAGUUAUGAAUGGAAGUCUGGAAGUGAAAACUCCAUGAGGAGCUGAGGGCAGCAGGGGAAAAAGGGAUGGAUUUAUUAUUCAUAUAGACUGCCAGCACCCUGCUUUAAAAGAAAAAUAAGAAAUCCAAAGAAUAUAAAAAGGGAAUCAAAGGCCAGUUUAUGCUUGAAAUGACAUAUUGCAUUCAAAGGAGAGAAGGUUGACACGUGGCAUCUUACAAGCAAGAUCACCAUAUAAUUAUUUAUUGAACUCCAGUUGCUUCCUUCUAUAUAUAUUUUCCCCCAAAGAAUAUUUAAAAAUACUUUCAAUUGUCAUUUCAAGAGGAGCUACAUACAAAGAAAGCCCCAUGUAUUUCAUAAGUGCGGCUGACUGUUAGGACAGCAAAUACUGGUCCUGGACUUGAAUUAAAAACAAGCAAAACACUUUCCACGAUGAAUCUUCUAUCCUAUGGAUACCGGUUCUGAGCUUACAGAUGAGGAGGAACUCUAUCUGAUUGUGUCCUGCCUCACGUCAAUGCCUAGCCUCCCUCAGGAUUGCUGGAGUGUUUUGGGAAUUUUACUGGUGCUGUGGGCCAUGGGCUGCAUUCAGAGCAUUAGCUGCAAAUCAAAAGGUUUUCGGGAAGGGAUUACCGUCAUUGAAGUCAAGGCCUCGAUCGACCCCGUCCCCACCAACAUCGAUGAGUCGUCUAGUGUGGUUCUGAGAUAUCGGACCCCACACUUCCGGGCCUCGGCUCAGGUGCUGGUGCCAGCGCUCACCAAGAAAGAGACCUGGAUCGUGGGCUGGAUCCAGGCAUGUAGUCAUAUGGAGUUCUACAACCACUAUGGAGGACACGGAAUGUCAAGCUGGGAACUCCCGGACCUCCUGGAAGGCAAGAUCCGAGCCAUUAGUGACUCCGACGGUGUGAAUUACCCCUGGUAUGGAAACACCACGGAGACCUGCACAAUUGUGGGCCCCACCAAGAAGGAGGCGAAGUUCAGCGUCAGCAUGAACGACAACUUCUACCCCAGCGUCACGUGGGCCGUGCCCGUGAGCGACAGCAACGUGGCCAAGCUCACCAAGAUCCACCGAGACCAGAGCUUCACCACGUGGCUGGUGGCCACCAACACCUGCACCGACGAGAUGGUGAUUUUGCAGACCAUCAAGUGGCGGAUGAAGCUGGGCAUCGAGGUGACCCCGAGCAAACCGUUGGGGCACCGGGCCAAGCUGCAGGAACCCUCCGCUCAAGAGCAGCCGCAGAUCCUCGGCAAGAAUGAGCCAAUACCACCUAGUGCCCUAGUCAAGCCCAACGCCAACGACGCCCAGGUCCUCAUGUGGAGGCCGACUGAGGGGACGCCUCUCGUGGUGAUUCCGCCCAAGUAUCGGUAGUGCCUGCAAUGUCCCAGUGGCAUGUGGCGGGGUGGGGGGAAACCCCUUCUGUGUUUAAGGAAACAGACAUUUAAGCAAAAACAGAGAUGUACUUUUAACUUAUUUCACGAAGAGAGAGAGAAAAAAAAAUGCAACCAUUCUACCUUCUCCCAUUAGAACGGAUUUCACUGUGCUAUGGAAGCUCAAAGGAGGACCCCCCUCUUGAUGCUUGGGGGGUGCUGACAGACUGCAUUUCUGAACGCAAACACACACACACACACACACGCACUUAAACGUUUCUUUUCUUCCUUUGA